CUAGAAACCGACCCAGGUGUUGAUUUAGCUGAUCUGAUCUGAAAUAGGGAACCCGUCAUUCUCAUUCACAAGAAAAUCCCAUUAUUACAUCAAAGUUGGAAUCUUUUCAUCUUUGCAUCCAUUUCCAAUCUAAGAAAUGUCAUCGUUUCUACACCAAAGAAGUCUCCACAACCCGUUUUCGAAUCCAUUCCCCGCUUCACCUCCUUCAACAAAUUCAAAGAAACCCAUUUCAAUUUUGGGUCCCACCACCCUCCUUGCCCUCUUAUCUCUGGUGAUUGUGGUGGGUGUGCUAUGCCCGUGGCUGGGCAUGCCCCAAGUCUUCUCCUUUACUUCAAAACCUGUUAUGUCCAAAUGGGAUCACUACACUUUGGAAGAAGCACUCUCUUUUGUGGCCAAAAAUGGGUCUGUGAUUGUUUGUAUUGUGAGCCAACCUUACUUGCCCUUCCUCAACAACUGGUUGAUUAGCAUUACAAUGCAGAAGCGCCAAGACAUGGUUCUUGUCAUCGCUGAGGACUACCCUUCACUCCACAAGGUCAAUCACCUUUGGCCUGGCCAUGCUGUGCUCAUCCCUCCCGUGCUUGAUGCUGAAACUGCCCAUAAAUUUGGUUCUCAGGGUUUCUUCAACUUUACAGCCAGGAGGCCGAGCCAUCUGCUGAAGAUUUUGGAGCUUGGAUAUAGUGUGAUGUACAAUGAUGUUGAUAUGGUUUGGUUAGCCGAUCCAUUUCCUUAUCUUCAAGGGAACCAUGAUGUGUACUUUACUGAUGAUAUGACUGCAAUCAAACCAUUGAACCAUUCUCAUGAUUUACCACCGCCAGGAAAAAAGGGCCGUCCUUACAUAUGUAGUUGCAUGAUUUUCCUCCACCCUACCGAUGGAGCAAAGCUAGUUUUGAAAAAGUGGAUUGAGGAACUUCAGCUUCAACCAUGGUCAAAAACUAAGAAAUCUAAUGAUCAACCUGCUUUUAACUGGGGUUUGAUGAAGAUUGCUAAAGAGGUGGAUUUAUACCUGCUUCCACAGGCAGCAUUCCCUACAGGGGGGUUAUAUUUCAAGAACAAGACAUGGGUUAAAGAAACUAAAGGAAUGCAUGUUAUAAUUCAUAAUAACUAUAUUGUUGGGUUUGAGAAAAAAAUAAAGCGGUUUCGGGACUAUGGCCUUUGGCUGGUGGAUGAUCAUGCACAUGAAUCCCCUCUAGGUGGAUUAUGAUCCUUGGUAAAUGACAUGAGUAUAUCGUUAGCUUUGGUGCAAGCAUUUAGAUUGGGAACAUGCUUUCUGUCAACUUGUUCAUCCUGCUUGCUGGGUGGAUGCUUUCCGAAGUUGUUGCAAUCGAUGCUGUCAAACACACAACAUUGGCUGAAUGAUGGGUUGGGAAAUAUGGUCUUUUAUUUCAAUUUUUUGGCAGAAAAAAUGUGCUUACAAAAUGUAGAUUUUAUUUCAAGGCCAAGGGAAGGAAAAAGCAGAUUUUAUUACUUGUACCUCAUAAAUGUAUGAUUGGUUAGAGAAAAAAAGGUUUCAAUAGCAAGCUUUUUAUUCAAUUGGCAUAUACACGAAAUAUAUUCUUUUUUGUUUUUUUUAUGGUAAAUGGCUUGUUUUUCCUAGAAGGAAAUAUGAAGUCAUAUUACCAGUGGGAUGUGAUGUACCUGAUAAGGUGCGGUUGUUUAGUAAAAACUACAUGUUUCAAC
This is a messenger RNA of Abrus precatorius (Indian licorice), 1677 nucleotides long. Its product is annotated as UDP-D-xylose:L-fucose alpha-1,3-D-xylosyltransferase MGP4-like. Lineage: Eukaryota; Viridiplantae; Streptophyta; Magnoliopsida; Fabales; Fabaceae. Gene Ontology annotation, cellular component: Golgi apparatus. The coding region runs from base 137 to 1201 and encodes 354 amino acids. The record is from RefSeq and is a predicted model, not a curated record. The transcript has 4 exons. Gene Ontology annotation, molecular function: glycosyltransferase activity.